Molecule: messenger RNA, 2529 nt
Organism: Phytomonas sp. EM1
Lineage: Eukaryota; Euglenozoa; Kinetoplastea; Trypanosomatida; Trypanosomatidae
Source: the annotation of a GenBank genome assembly
AUGUUAUUGCUUCAAAAGAAUGAAAUUUUAAAUGAAUAUAGGAAACCGCGGCACUCAAAAGUUCAGCCGGAAGCGUAUCAACCAUCCAAAGAUAAACCGGAGCACAAUGCGGCUGUUUUGCACAGAGAUCCCAAUGCAUUGGACCAAGGUUCAACCUUAGAUGAAAACGGAGGCCUUGAUGCUUUUUACACAGUAGGCGAAAAUUCUCCCUAUACUGGAGUCAUCACGAGGGUUCUUGCAAAGGAACAACACCAAAACUCAGCAGCACCCAUUGUUUCUAACGUAAAAAAUUCAACUAGGUUGCUCACACAAGCGUUGUUGGAUGAAACGGAUAUAAGGAAGACUCCACUUGAAAUGCACCCGGCACCCUCUGCUUCCAGAUAUGCAGAGGAGCAGCUGCUGCCUGUUUUCAAGGAAAAUAUCUGCGACGCUAGUUCGGAUGCACCAGGGGAAGGGAAUAUGUUCGUAGAUCAGGAUAAUUAUUCCCCUAUUUCUCCUUCAUCCGGUGAUGGAAGAAGUAUCAGCCAUAGCAUGAAGGGUAAUAGCACGUCGCCUGUCUGUGAGUGUAACGGUGUUGGCGUCGCGCCCGGGGGAGUCUUCAAGGUGUUGAUGAGUCCUAGCGUUGUGGAAGUGGAGACUCCCGUGCACAACGAUUAUGUAGACUUACAUCGAAUACAAGAAGAUAUGGAUCUGGCGAGUCAAUUGAACUCACAAGGCAGAACUCCUCUUGGUGCCGUGAAUAAUACUCCUCUAGUAGAAAGCAAAGGCUGUAAUGAAAAUAACACCAUGUUGACCUUUAACGUAAGCGCCACGUCAAGUUUCGAUGAGGAUAUUAGUGGUUCUUCUUUUUCAAAACAACAAUAUAGGUAUGGUUUCAUUGGAGCAUCAGGGAGCAGUGCCAGAUGGCAUGGCAAUAGUGUCAGCAAUAACGAUGAAAAGGCUCACGAGGGUCAACUCCCAUUGGGAUUUUUACUGGCAUCGAAGCGACUUUCGGCAACCGAAGGUGCAUCAAUGGAGCUUUUAGCGUCAUCCAGGGCAGAUUCAUCUGCGAUUUCAGUGUCCUCCUACGAUAUGCCACCGCUUCGUCCAUCUUCCUCUGAAUUAAUGCGAUAUUAUGAAUUGGAUCGCAGAAAUUGUGGUGAGCGCGGUGUGAUGGUUGCCUCGGCAACAGCUAUGACUAUGGUUAAAAAUAGACAAACACUCUUUAGGAGUGGUAAGUCGAUGGAACUAUUUCCCUCGCCAAGGUUAGGCACUCAAGUGGAUAUACCAGUUCGGAUAGUCCACUUCCAUCGAGAAUCUAUUUCUUCUUGUAACAUGGACUACGAUAUUGACACUAUCGUGGUUAGCCCAUUCAAUACAUCUGAUAUCUCAUCACGAUACAUAGGUAAUGAAAGCCAAAAUCGGAUUCUGGAUUUCCAAAAUGAAAGAAUUCUGCAUACCUUGAAAAACAAACAAAUGAUUCAAGCAAUUUCAUUCAGUGAGGCUGCCGAAUUACUGCAGGCAGGUAUCAAUGUUAGCCCUGAACCCCUAUCACAGAAAAAGAAGAAGAAGAAGAAGACGUUUUCCUGGUGUUUCUGUUUUGACAAAAAUCAAAGUGAUACUGUUCUUGACCGUAAAAUAAUGCAGAAUAAUGGGGUAGGCUUGACAUCACACCCCACCUUAACUACGGUGUCGUGGAGAGAAGGGCUUAAGGUUGUUGCGAGGCUCAAGGGUAUCCCUUAUAACCACGCAGAUCCCGUUCACAAACGUAUCUUGUUCACCAUCUACUAUGCCCUUAUAGACCCGAAAAGUGGGAGGCCACGUGAUCAAAUUGUGCCCAUUAGGAAAUCCUGUGUGGAGGAACAGGCGGCAGAGGAUGUUCAGCUCACUUUUCCGCGGAAUCAUCCCGUAUCGUGGGAAGCGGUCGGCUUUCAGGGCUCUAACCCCGCUACGGACCUUCGAGAUACCGGAAUAGUUGGGCUGCUGCAGCUGCUUUACAUGCUUGCUGGCUAUGCCGACCUGACGCAAACCCUUUGGCGUCUCUGUCAAUCGCCAUAUUCCGCUUCCCCUUCUGAGAGCCUUUCUUCCCCGGUCUCCACCCCCCAAGCAUCGGCAGGAUUAUCGAUGCUUAGCCAGGAUUUGCCUUUUGUUCUUGUGGUGUUAACCUUUGUUGGUCUUUCCUUGGAUUUCCUUGAAAAAAAAAAGCCAUCGAUGUCCCUAGCAUCGUCAUCUCCGAUGCUGGGAGGCGGGAUCGACGCUUCCUCGACUGUUGCGACGUCACAGCAAAAGUCUCCUGAGAGGUCCACCACUUUUGAAGAGCCCUCGGUAUUUCAUGUCUCUCCUGUGUUGUGCGCGGUCUGUGAGUACUGUAUAGGGUGCCUACAACUUUUCUGCGAAUCGUGGCAGGAGUUGAUCGAAAAACGGUUUCCAAAUCAACCGACAGUAGCGGAUUUUGGAUUGGAGAGGUCUCGACUACGCGAUCGACUCAUGAAGAGUCGUGGCAUGGAUCUCGUAAAGAAUGCUAUCAAAAGAGCCAAACAACAUGCUUAG